This is a messenger RNA of Venturia canescens, 9340 nucleotides long. It is a transcript of the gene babo, whose product is annotated as TGF-beta receptor type-1 babo. The transcript is spliced from 9 exons. Gene Ontology annotation, molecular function: ATP binding; activin receptor activity, type I; activin binding. NCBI's taxonomy places the organism in Eukaryota, Metazoa, Arthropoda, Insecta, Hymenoptera, Ichneumonidae. Gene Ontology annotation, cellular component: plasma membrane; activin receptor complex. The record is from RefSeq and is a predicted model, not a curated record. Gene Ontology annotation, biological process: nervous system development; protein phosphorylation; activin receptor signaling pathway. Bases 1292 to 2845 code for a protein of 517 amino acids.
AUCAUUAGGUGCGAGCAGUGUCAGGUAGUGACGAGAAAAACCCCUUCUCUAAUUCCGCGGGUGUUCAGUCAUUGCCGGAAAGUAAAAAAAUCGAGGGGGAAGGAGUGAGAAUAUUUGUGGCAGUUACACACGAGAGAUCGAAUGAGAUGGUAAAAAGAUGCGGCGAUCGAGUAGUAGUGCCAUUCCUGUUGAUGAGAUGUUGACAAGAUUUUUGCGAUGCUCGAGUCGUCCAGUUUUUUCAUGAGUACAGUUGAACAGAUUGUGCACAAAUGUCGAGGAACAACAUAACGUAACAGUGUGGUUUUUCGUUCUUUGCAAAUUUUACUUGUAUACGUAUGUAUGCGCGUAUAAAUAUAUAUGUAUACGUCAGUGUCCUAUCGGCGUGUGUAAAAUGGCGGCGUCUCGUUACCCCACGAAAUAUUACGAAUUUAAUAAAGUUUAUGCGAUUGUGUGCAGUUACGCGGCGUGAAUUAUGCGUUAUUAUCCGUGAUAAAGGGUGAAAAAAAAACGUCGAUAGUGUUCGACGAAGUGCCGGCGUGUGAACCAUCGUUGAACGGGAGUCUAGAGUUGUGUGCGUUGCGCGAAAAAGCUUGGAUCGAUCGGGGAACGCACGAGAGUCUCUAAAAAGGCAAGAAUAUCAUUGCGUGUAUUGGAGAAAGAGAGAAAGGAAAAUAGCGAAAAAGCGCGUGUGUGUGUUUUCGAAGGAAUAAACGCGAAAGAAAGACUUUCGUAGUUUUGGUGUCCUGCUCUUUCUUUUGGUUCUCCGACCACGAAACGACAAGUUUCGUGGAACAAUACAAAAAUAUUUCGUUCUACGCGAAAAGGGUGGUUACUAAAUUGCGUCGAUAGAAUAUUUAACAAACGAAAAGCAAUCGACUAAAUCGAUCCUAUUUUACUAAUGCAAUCAAUGCCAACGGAUCUACGAAACCACGCGAGUACGUGAGAAAAAACCGAACGAAGAGAGAAUAACACGUAUCGACGAGUCGAGUAUAUUGCGUGUUCAUUUGGAGUGUGCCAUUUUUCGACAAUAGGUUGGCUCGUCGAAUGCACAACGACACGAUGAUAUUGACUUUGUCCAUUGGUGGAGCAACGUCUUAUUUUCUUCGACUUCGGGGACGUCGACGACUCGGGAUUUCACAUCGACAAGACUCUUCCCACUGAUUCGGAAACCCCUUACAUUGGGCUCGUGUUUCUCUCGACUCACGCGUGUGCCGCUCUCCGCGCGUGUGUAUGCGAUUUUGCCUGUUUUUCUUUCCUUCGCCAAACACCGGAUAAAUCUUCGUCAGCGAGGAUGAGAAGCGUCAGGAGCAUCGGGACCGCUGGCAUAAUAGGCCUCGCGAUCUUUUCGAUAAUUCACAUCCUGUGCCCGGUCGAUGGUCUCAAGUGCUAUUGUGAUAUCUGUGCCGAUACUAAUUACACUUGCGAGACCGAUGGCUAUUGUUUCGCGAGUACUAACCUCGACAAGGAUGGAAUAACUCAUGCUCGCAGGUGUUAUUCUAAGACGCGGUUCUUCCCAGUGCCCGAGUACUCCAUAUGGUGUACGACAAAUGACACAUUGAAAACUCCAGGAGGCGGUGAAUUCGUCGUAGCCUGUUGCGAUAACGUUGAUUACUGCAAUCGUCAUCUCAAGCCAUCCCUUCCCUCUAAGAUAACCGCAGAUUCUUCUCCACGUGUUACAUCGAACGGAGGGGUCGGGGCGUGGGCAACAUGGAAAAUGGCAUUGACGAUAGCGCUACCAAUCUGCGCUAUUUGCGUUGUCGUUAUGGUGGUUUAUCAUAUCCACAUGACUCGGAGAAGACCGGCGAGACACUUCCCAGACGAUUCACUCGAAGCACCCGAUCGACCCAUUCUCGGUGGUGUUACCAUCAGAGACAUGCUGGAAAUGACCACGAGCGGUAGUGGCUCAGUAGGCCUGCCGCUGUUGGUACAACGGAGUAUAGCCCGCCAAAUCCAGCUCGUCGAGACAAUCGGCAAAGGGCGGUUUGGUGAGGUCUGGCGUGGACGCUGGCGGGGUGAAAAUGUCGCUGUGAAAAUUUUCAGCUCGCGAGAAGAGAGAUCGUGGUUCAGAGAGGCCGAAAUAUAUCAGACUGUUAUGCUCAGGCAUGAUAAUAUUCUCGGUUUCAUAGCUGCCGAUAACAAAGAUAAUGGAACUUGGACGCAGUUAUGGCUAAUCACGGAUUAUCACGAGAAAGGCUCGCUCUUUGAUUACCUGAAUCGCUCGACCGUCGACACGAACGGAAUGAUCAGAAUGGCCCUAUCAAUGGCUACGGGACUUGCACAUUUGCAUAUGGAGAUUGUUGGCACUCAGGGAAAACCAGCGAUCGCUCAUAGGGAUUUAAAGUCAAAGAACAUUCUGGUUAAGACGAAUGGCACGUGUGCCAUUGGUGAUUUGGGUCUUGCUGUUCGUCAUGACGUCAUCACCGACACGGUAGAUAUACAGUUGAACAACAGGGUUGGAACUAAGCGAUAUAUGGCUCCCGAGGUUCUCGAGGAGGCGAUAAAUAUGAAUCAUUUCGAUUCGUUCAAGAGAGCAGACGUUUAUGCGCUCGGCUUGAUUCUAUGGGAAAUAGCGAGGCGAUGCAACGUCGGUGGUAUACACGAUGAGUAUCAAUUACCAUUUUAUGAUUUGGUACCGUCCGAUCCGACGAUCGAGGAAAUGCGCAAAGUCGUUUGCACCGACAGACAGAGGCCAUCGAUACCGAACCGAUGGCAAUCGAUUGAAGCACUUCAAGUUAUGUCGAAAGUGAUGAAAGAGUGUUGGUAUCACAACGCAGCGGCGAGAUUAACUGCACUGAGGAUUAAAAAAUCUCUAGCGAAUUAUGGCGCCAUGGAAGAUCUGAAGUAGUGAAAGAAGAAAAACGGGCGAAGAAACAAAUAAAUCAUCGUAUUUUACGAACAGACGAACAAAAUCCUCAUUUUUCAACUGUUUCGAGAACUUUCGUGGUGAAAGAUCGUGACAUUAAAAAUGAUGCACUUGUGUCGCAUCGAAACGCUCGAAUGAGAUCCUCCAUCAACAGGAUUUCGACGAGGUGUGCAGCUAUAAGUAUAACAAUAAAUAUAAAAACUGUUACGUAAAUCAUUCCUAUCCGGAAAUAUGCGCAAAAGUGCCGAGAGAUCAAUUGUUCCAGAAACCUGUUCGUUUCUGGCAAGGUUUUUUUUUAUUUUUUUUUUUUUUAAAUAUACAUAAUAAUUAAUUUGGCGAACCCCUCGUUUCGUUCAACGAGCGGUUCUCAGCUACGAUAAAAAUGUUGUGCCCGCACUGGCCAAGGCCUUCGAGUUCGAAUCGAGAUUCAAGUGUCUCGAUAAAACCAAAAUAAUUCCUUUCAUUCGAUCGUGUCUCAAUCUUGAAUACCAUUUUAAAAAGAAUUCGAAUCACGCUCGGUUAAGAAUGACUAAAUGAAUAUAUCGAAAGUGCUCGAAAUUGUUUGCGCGCCUCCAAGAAAAUAAAUUUAUUGGGAUGAACUUUUUUGAGCGCGAAAACUCCAUUGGUCUUCGUUGGCCUCAAUAUUUUCGUAUAAGGCUCCAGACAUGAAUUACAAGGAGUGUUAGCACUGCCUUUGAGCCGUCAAUAUAUCGGUGACAUACGUAUGACCUAAAAAUUAACGAAAAAAAUAAAAACAAACCAAAAACAAAAAAUUACGAUAAAUGUACACGAGUACAUGCGAGCGAUACGAUUUGUUUUAACGUUAUAAGCACACCCGAAUGUUUUUGCUCAAAAAUGAAUGAAAAAUCGCGGAUAAGAUGGAAGAGGGGGGGGGGGGGGGAAGAGUUGAAAAAAAAUAAUAUUCCAUAUGGAGAGCGUUUAACGAGAAAGAAAAUGGGUGCAAUAUCCUAACUCGUUAAUCGGAAUUAUUGCGCGACUAUUUCGAAAGUGUUUCCUUUGUAACGCGUCAAGGCUGAGGUUUAAGGGUGCUAUGUGAGCGGAAUAUUGUAUUUGGGAACGAUUAGAUGAUUUUGACGAAUGUUGUCUGUAUGUCUGCGUGCGUAAAAGAACAAGAAAUGUGGGAGAACGAGAAAAUAUAUAAAACCGAUGACGAAAGAAAAAUUUGAAAUCGUGAAUCGACGACAAAAUUUAAUCACAAGAGAGAACUCUAUUUUCGGGGAAUUUUUUCAUUUGUAGACUUCGGUACGGGGAUUUAAAAAUAAGUUGCAUUACCGAUAGAAUCCAACGAGUUUAUUUGGAUAAUUAUCGAUGCAAAGUUUAAGUAUAAAAAUGUAUGAAAUUACACGAUUGAGAACUCUUGCAGCUACUUUUCCAGCCAAACAUUUCACUCGGUCAACACUUUUUUUGGCUAAACUUUAACAAAAUUUAUUUUGAACUUGAACGGUAAAACAAAAAUUUGAAUUUCACGCAAAAUAAACGCCAAAUUGAUUUGUGAAAGGAAAUCAUGCAAAUAUUCAUUGAUGAAUUUUCCACUGAGUACUGAAAUUGCUAGCGAUUGGAAUUUCGGCUGGAAAUGUACGUGCAAAGAAUUUAUCAUAAAAGUAAAGAAAAGAGGAAGAAAAAUGUUUCGUGAACAAAUCCACGAAGUGACGGGAUUGCAUUAGAUGUAAAUUGCUAGCGUAGUUUUAUGGAGAGUCGGAGACGUAAAAGAUUGGUCUGAUAGGUAAAGAGCAGUGAAAUGAGAACGAACAAAAAAAAAUCACACAAGAAAAAAGUACAGAGUCACACGAAACCGAGAAAUGAUUUUUUGUCACUUGUCUCGGGACUGUUAUUCCCAAAGGAAAUUACAUAGUACUAGAACCGUUGAGAGUGAGAGUGCGGACGUUAUACGACUGGAUAUAGAAAAUCAAGGGUUAGAAAUUGCGAGCAUGUGUGGUGAAUUAUGAAAAAAGAACAAAAAUAUAUAGAAACAGGAGAAAAAAGAACAAAUCAUGGUCAUCCAAUAGCAAACGUAAGAGUCUUCGGAGUGUUCCAUCAUGAGUUUAUACAUAUAUACAUAUAUAUAUAUAUAUAUAUAUACAAAAACAAAUAACAAAUAACUGAGAGAACGCAAAUUAUACGCGUGUAUCGUAUUUUUCCAUUCUUUUUCUAUUCGACAACAAUUCAUACACUACAGUUUAGACUGAAUAAUUCUACGAAGGCCCAGCAGUUGAAUCUUUUAAGAUAUCUUAAUUUUUUCAAUAACAUACUUUUUUCGUCGUUUCUCGAUUGUCUGACAACGUAUACUGUUUGAAAAUCGUCGUAUCUAUCGUUGACUUAUAUUUGCCUCGAGAUUUGACGAGUUUGGUUUUUCUCACUCUUACACCACUGUGCUCAACAUUUUUACAUUUCAUUGGUCUUUCUUUGAACGUAACCCAACAACGAAAUCUGCAAAAAUAUAUUUUUGCCAUUGCAAAACUUCAGAGAUUGGUGAAUGAAAGGGGUCGACUUUGUCGGGCUCCAACAACGCGCGAUCUUUAUCAUGACGAAUUUUAAAACUUCGAUAUCCGGGAGUCGCGUUCAUAGUCAAUGGAGUUGAACGCUCGAAAUAUUCGAAAGACGAAAACUCGGCAGUCAGCAAUAUUUACGAUGAAUUUUCGCUAGGUUUUACUAUUUCUGAAUCAGAACACGCUGCUAAAGUCCACGCUCGUGGAUCGCAAUUCACACAAAGACUGAAACUAAUAUUCGUACUAGUACGAUUAAUAAUUAAAAGGCAAAAACAAACUAUGGAAAAAAAGAACAUAGUCGAGGAGCAACGCGUCUCGAAUCUCGUGACGAAUGACGCGAAACAAUUGUACCGUUCGUGCAAGUCGAUAGCGAGACAAUUAUUUCCCUUUCUUAACUCCCCUACGAAGCCCAAAACUCUCUUCAUACAUUCCUAUUACACGUAGGUUAAUUUUAAUACGUAAUUAACGAUAAUUUAAAUACGUCGAAGCUUCGCGUUGUGCGGUUACCCUUAAAAUAAUUCAUUUAUAUUAUCCCGACAUUAUGUAUAUGUUACAUAUAUGAUACAGGCAUAACACAUAAUAUAUGAUAUAAUAGUAAAUAUAUAUUUAUCGUUUUUAACCAUUGUGACGUGAAGUAUCGACGCAAUCUCUCUUACAGGUUUAUCAAACCAUUUAGUACAAUCUUGUGCCAAUACCUGACGAAAAAAAAAGUUAACUAAAUCGAGAUACACAGCAGUUUGUUCACCCAGACAAAAAUAUACGUGAGCUACGUUCUCACAUUCUCUCUUCAUUCCUCUCUCUUGAAUGCACAAUCAAUUCGUUCUUAUAGUGUUGGAAAAAUGAAAUAGCUUUGCAAAAAGCUACCGAACAGCAUAUCCCUCUUCGCCUUUUUCUCCCUGAUUUUCUACCCCAGAAUUCACAUAUGAAUAAUGUAACGGUGAUUAAUACACCGGAGUUUAAUCGUCUUUACUGAAUCACAUUUGCCAUUGGCUAUUCACGAAGCGGAAAGUGCACGAAGUAAAUAGCUUCCCAUUCAAUUGAAAUGAAUUUAACAACAUUUUUUGUUCAACGUGAAUAGAAUUUCCCAUAUUGUCCAGACGAUUGAUGUUUUUUAACGUCACUAUAAACAGUUCUACUUGAUUGGUUUUUUUUCUUUCUUGAAUCUAUGGAACCAUGUGCAAAACUGCUGGGCCCUGUAGAACACGAAACAGUCCUAUCUCACUUCGAUGUAACCGAUAAAACAGCCAAACUGCCAAUAAACCACACGAGUUUUCAACCCAUGCUCCGAAAAAAUUGUAUAAAUAUAAUCAUAGGAUUGUGAAUAUAAAUAAACGCGUGUACGCGUACGCCUAUCUCCCUACCUGCUCCGACGUUGAACCCCCGACUGUACAAAUUAUUGAUACAAGUGAUAGAGAGAGAGAGAGAGAGAGAGAUUACGAAAAUUUGGCGAGUUUACAAAGGAUGAUAAUGGAAACGAAACACGAAAGAAGAAAAACAAAAGAGAAAAAAAAACAUUAUGAAAAUGAGCCAACGGCAUUAGGAAAAGAUUUAGGUACCUCUAGAACGAUAUCCGCACUAUAUUAUGUCUAGUUUUUAUGCAUACAUAAAUACGUACACGUACUAUAUUAGAAUAGGAGAAGUAAGAGAAACAUAAAACAUGGGAAAAAAGGAAAACGAAAAGUAACGAUCGAAAGAAACAAAUUGUUGAACUACUUUUUCAAACUAUGUUCGAUUUUUAGAAUUUUAAUCGUCGCGUUUGAGGGUUCCUUUCACUCCAUUUUAAAUCUGCAUCUUUUCUACCUCUCGAUGCAAACGUAUCCGGAAUAUAUAUUAUUGAAAUAAAUCGUUAGUCGAUAUUUGCCUUCCUAUCCUCUUUUAUACCUUCAACUUUCUCUGUUUUUUAUUUAUUGCUCUUCACUCUCUUCCACCGACCACGAGUACUAUUUUAUGUGUAUGAUAACUAUUACGUUGUAAUAAUUUCAUUCCGGAUUCGUUUGCAGUUAUAAAAUAUUUUUCUCCCCUAAUAUUCCGUGGGAAACGAUCGAUAUCAUUUUUUUUUUUAUUAUUGUUUUCUCGAGGUCACGAAUUCAUCGAAGUCGACAAGCGAUCACACAGUUUAAUAACUGAUAUUUUUGGAAAUUUUUUUGUAUUUCGAUUAUAAAUAUUUUUAUUCGAAAUUUGCUAAUUUAUUGUGAAAAAUCCACCGAUCUCUCUUCGUUAUUUAUUCCGAGAAAAUAUUAAUAUAACAAUGGAUUUUUCAAAGGGAAAACCUUAAUUACCGUGAUUCGGACGGAACGAAUGUCUUCGAAACUUGAAAUUUUUCUUCAGCUUUUCGUUUAAAAACUCAACAUUGAUAAAUAAAUGCGUCCGAAAUGUUUCAGUGCGAUUGAAAAGCGAAAAAUUUAUUUCUUUAAAAGUUUCUCAGGGUUUCCAACGAUUGCUCACCCACGUAAAAUUCAUAACGCAAAUAAUAUUUGUGUGCGGAAUAAGUAAUUUGUGACGAUUGAUUGUUCCAUCGAUGCUGUCGCGCCUCUUCGGGUCUCCUUUCCUCCGGCUAUUUUUUUCCGUGUAUGAUACUCUGUACAUAAAGAAUAAUGAAAAGGAGGGUGUAAGUGCGUGGUUAUCAAGCGACGAGAGGAGCACGAACGACGAUAAUUCGUAAAUUUGGUUAAGCGAACGUAGGCGAUUAUACAAAGUCGCGAAGAUCCGGUGGACGGUUUUUCUAACAAUUUUUAAAUUAUCGUUUUUAAUUUGUAAAUGACACGAGAAAAAGAAUAAUCGAUAGGUAUGCGAAUAAUUUAUAUAUUUUAUUUCCUUUGCCACAUUGACGUGUCGAAAAUUGAAAAAAUAGAAUUCAGUGAAACAUUAGUCAUGUUCGCAGCGAUAAGGGCGGACAGCACGUUUUCACAAGAGCAGUAGGCGCGUUUCGAGUUACCGUUUUCAAUUAUUUCAACAUUUUUUAAAACUCCAACCCCCGACACUUGAUUCAAAGCCAAUAAUUGUGAGAAGCUUGGGAUUGAAAAUUGACAAGUGUGUAACGUUCUUUUUCAAUAUUCAUUUUCCUCAUUACUUUAUUGAAAACACAUACACAGACACACUCAGAUCUACCAAUUAUAAAAUAGAAUUCCCGAUGGCGCACACGUCUCACACACAGUACCAAAUCACACGAACACAAAGACAGAAAAAUAUUGACGCGAAACAAAAAGAGUCGAAUCCCGAUUGACCAAUAGAUGAAAUGAAAAUAAAUAAAAAAAUACAACGUUUUUUAAAAAAGCGUUCAGAUACAUUAACGAUUGUGUAACAAUAUUCAUUAUAGUCUGCUAAUAUAUUACAAUAAUGAUUAAUAAUUAUGAAAUAUUCCGUAAACGAAGCGUAGGAAUUUUGAAUUGAAAACACGGAUGCGUGCUGUCUCGUUUUUUCAUGAAAUUUCGUCAACAUUUUUAUUCGUUAUUCUUUCGAAAUUCCAUAUUGUGCUCCGACCUUUUGCAAUGUAUCGUUUUUGUUUGCGAAGGCAAAGUAAUGUGUUGCGAGGAAAGCGCGAAUGAGUCUGCGUGAGUGUAUACGUUGACGAACGAGGUUAUAUGGAUAACGUUGAUAGAUAUAUUAUCGUAUCUAAUGUUUUAAUAAUAAUUCAUGAUUUUUUGUGACGCGAUGAAAAAUGGGCUUCGAGGCUCGUGAAAACUCGAAAUGAGAGCUCGCUCGAUGGAGAUCGCGAGUCAUACAUUUUGUACGGAUCAUCAUUCAAUACCGGUAGUUUCAUUUUUUUUAAUCAGCUGGAAUACUCCGACUGUGAAAAUCGCAGCCACGCAUCAAGGAGAUUUCGAGUUUUUGCGAUCCUUCGAACGACGAAUGUGCUCGGUUGAUCAUACUACGACAAACACCAUUGUGGUUGGAAUACAAGUAAUUCGCUGGAAUAAAGAAAUUUACUUUCAAAAGGAAAACAUAAAAAUAAACGAACAAAAAAAUUUAA